Molecule: messenger RNA, 1844 nt
Organism: Rhinichthys klamathensis goyatoka
Lineage: Eukaryota; Metazoa; Chordata; Actinopteri; Cypriniformes; Leuciscidae
Gene: prrc1
Product: proline-rich coiled-coil 1
Exons: 9
Coding region: 128-1537 (469 amino acids)
Biological process (GO): activation of protein kinase A activity
Cellular component (GO): cytoplasm
Molecular function (GO): protein kinase A regulatory subunit binding
Source: RefSeq, a predicted model, not a curated record
CAGCUUUAGACGUGGCACUGUGUGACGUCAUCAGCGCGCGGCCGUGUUCCACUGUUGUUUUCUCGCACUUCUUCUGCUCCUGUUUAAAAACUUACACUCCGUUUAAUCGCGUCAGGACAGAGAGAAGAUGAUGGAAGAGAGCGGCAUAGAGAGCACCCCGCCGGGCACCCCUCCACCCCCCCCGACAGCGGCCGCCGGCCCCCCGCCACUCUCCAGCGGUGUUUCCGGCCCUCCGACCAUCUCAAGCCCCUCCAGCAUCUCAGCGUUUGCCCCGGGGGGGUUCACCAGCCCUGUUCCCUCCAGCAACUCAGCGUUUGCCCCGGGGGGGUUCACCAGCCCUGUUCCCUCCAGCAACUCAGCGUUUGCCCCGGGGGGGUUCUCCAGCCCUGCUCCCUCCAGCAACUCAGCGUUUGCCCCGGGGGGGUUCUCCAGCACUGUUCCCUCCUCGCUGCCCCCCCCGCCUCUCUCUCUCGGCUCGGUGUCGUCUCCUCUGGGUCUGAGCGGCCCGUACGCCGGCCCCGGUGCCCCCUUCACCCCCCCGUCUGCCAGCCCUGCCACCCAUCUGGGCCCCAUCCUCUCUGCCCCCCCCAUGGGCCCGCCCACCACCGGCUUCUCUGUGAGCGCAGGAUAUGACAUCACCCGGGGCCAUGCUGGCCGCACCCCCCAGACGCCGCUGAUGCCCAGUUUCUCCAGUGCCGCACCCAUGCCAGGGAUUGUUACCAAUCCCAUGAUGCAGCAGCCGGUGUCUGGAGGGUUGGACGUGAGCUCGCCCAUCACGUUUCCUGAGGACACUGAAGAUCCCCGAGUGACUCCGGACGGCAACGCACCUGGUGGAUUAUGGGGCUUCAUCAAGGGUGUAGCUGGGAACCCGAUGGUCAAGACUGUCCUGGAUAAAACCAAACACUCUGUGGAAUCCAUGAUAACCACAUUGGACCCUGGGAUGGCACCUUACAUCAAGUCUGGAGGAGACGUGGACAUCGUUGUGACGUCAGAUAAGGAAGUGAAGGUGGCAGCGGUGCGCGACGCCUUCCAGGAGGUGUUUGGUUUGGCCAUGGUGACGGGAGAGGCGGGUCAGUCCAACAUCGCCCCGCAGCCGGUGGGAUACGCCGCAGGGCUCAAGGGAGCUCAGGAGCGCAUUGACAGUCUGCGUCGCGCGGCUGUCAUUCAUGAGAAGCAGCCCGUAGUCUCGGUGGAGAACUUCAUAGCUGAACUCUUUCCAGACAAGUGGUUUGACAUCGGCUGUCUGAUCUUGGAUGAUCCUGGGAAUGGGAUUCACAUUGAGACGUUCACUCAGGCUACACCGGUGGCCCUGCAGCACGUACAGCAGGCACAGUCCCUGACUCCUCCUGACUAUAACCUGCGCUGGUCCGGUCUGCUAGUGACGGUGGGGGAAGUUCUGGAGAGAAGUGUGCCCAACGUGAGCCGCACAGACUGGCACCAGGCCUUCACCGGGACGUCCCGCCGGCAGAUGAUCUACUCUGCUGCCAGGGCUCUGGCUGGCAUGUACAAGCUGCGUUUGCCCUCCAGGACAGUGUGAACAUCAGAUGCCGCCGCGUCACACGGACCGCAGAUUCCCAGAACAGCGCAGGAAUCACCUUUCCAUCUGUAGGUGUCCUGUGUUCUCCGUCAUGUGCCAUCACACGCCUGAGCUGACUCACAUUACCCAGAGAGAGAGAACCUUUCCAUCAGCUGCGCUUCUGCAUCAGGUCUGAAUAAACCAGCCACAGGGCAGAGAAACUAGUGUCGCGCUUUUAAAUUAUUGAUUCAGUUGAAUAUUGUGCCCUUGAUUAUACUUGAGUUUGAUAUGAAUAAAUGACGGCGUCCCAGUCUGUAUGUUGGAAAUA